Molecule: messenger RNA, 2267 nt
Organism: Myxocyprinus asiaticus (Chinese sucker)
Lineage: Eukaryota; Metazoa; Chordata; Actinopteri; Cypriniformes; Catostomidae
Product: cytochrome P450 7A1-like
Exons: 6
Coding region: 55-1593 (512 amino acids)
Biological process (GO): cholesterol homeostasis; cholesterol catabolic process; bile acid biosynthetic process
Molecular function (GO): iron ion binding; heme binding; cholesterol 7-alpha-monooxygenase activity
Source: RefSeq, a predicted model, not a curated record
CUUCCAGAAUUACAACCUCACUCUCGGUCCCCCAGUUUCUUCACUCCAGCAGUCAUGAUCUUAAGUAUUGCCCUCAUUUGGGCCAUAGUGGUAGGGCUCUGUUGUUGUCUUUGGCUUAUCACAGGAAUACGCAGAAGACAGCCUGGGGAGCCUCCAGUGGAAAAUGGCUUGAUCCCGUACCUUGGUUGUGCUCUUCAGUUUGGGGCCAACCCUUUGGAAUUUCUUCGCAGCAGACAGAAGAAAUAUGGUCACAUUUUUACAUGCAAAAUUGCUGGGCAGUAUGUCCAUUUCCUCUGUGAUCCAUUCUCCUACCAUGCUGUCAUCCGCCAAGGAAGGCAUCUGGACUGGAAGAAAUUUCACUUUGAUGCCUCUGCAAAGGCAUUUGGUCAUGAAAGCAUGGAUCCUAGCCACGGUUACACCACAGAGAAUCUGCAUCAGACCUUCCUCAAGACCCUGCAAGGAGAGGCCUUGCCCUCUCUCAUUGAGACCAUGAUGGAAAACCUGCAAAGCACCAUGUUGCAACCAGGCAUGCUGAAGGCAAAACCCUCUGAGUGGCAGACUGAUGGUAUCUUUGCCUUCUGCUACAAGAUCAUGUUUGAAGCAGGCUACCUGACCCUCUUCGGAAAGGAACUGGAUGGGGACCAGACUGUUGCACGUCAGCAGGCUCAAAAAGCUCUGGUGCUCAAUGCUCUGGAGAACUUUAAAGAGUUUGACAAGAUCUUCCCUGCUCUGAUCGCUGGACUCCCCAUUCAUGUUUUCAAAAGUGCCUACAGUGCCCGUGAGAACCUAGCCAAGACUAUGCUCCACGAGAACCUCAGCAAGCGUGCCAAUGUUUCUGACCUUAUCUCCUUACGCAUGCUCUUGAAUGACACACUAUCUACCUUCAACGAGCUGAGUAAAGCCAGGACCCAUGUGGCCAUUCUGUGGGCUUCCCAGGCCAACACUUUGCCUGCCACCUUUUGGACCCUUUUCUAUAUGAUCAGGUGCCCUGCGGCCAUGAAGGCUGCAAGCGAGGAGGUGAGGAGAACUUUCGAAAGUUCUCAUCAGAAAGUUGAUCCCACAAAUUCUCGACUUGUACUGACAAGGGAACAAUUGGACAAUAUGCCCAUUCUAGACAGUAUCAUUAAAGAGGCUAUGAGACUGUCCAGUGCAUCCCUAAACGUGAGAGUGGCCAAGACUGAUUUCCUUCUUCAACUGGACAACAAAGAGUCUUACCACAUCCGCAAAGAUGAUGUAAUAGCUUUGUACCCCCCAAUGCUUCAUUUUGAUCCUGAGAUCUAUGACGAUCCUCUGACAUACAAGUUUGACAGAUACCUUGACGAGAAUGGACAGGAGAAGACCAGCUUUUACAGAAACGGACGCAAACUUCGUUACUAUUACAUGCCCUUCGGCUCUGGGGUGACCAAGUGUCCAGGCCGCUUCUUUGCUGUGCAUGAGAUGAAGCAGUUUCUGUCUCUAAUUCUCUCGUAUUUUGAGAUGGAAAUUUCAGACUCUGAUGUGAAAGAACCGCCACUGGACCAGUCUCGAGCCGGCCUGGGUAUUCUACAACCUACCUAUGAUGUCGACUUUCGAUACAGACUCAAAACACAAUAAGGACCAAACACUUAUUUAUUGACUCAGCUGUGAACUGUAAAUAAUGUAUAUUUUGUGUCAUAUCCAGCCAGAUGAAUGUAAAUAGGAUUCAGUUGUGUUUUCCAAACUUCCUAAAAUCUCUCACAAAUCAGCUUGAAUAGAAGGAAGAGUGGGCCUGGGUAGCUCAGGGAGUAAAGAAUAGCGUGAAGCCUCCACACGCGCUACAUCUCCGUGGUAACGCGCUCAACAAGCCACGUGAUAAGAUGUGCGGACUGACGGUCUCAGACGUGGAGGCAACUGAGAUUCAUCCUCCGCCACCCAGAUUGAGGCAAGUCACUACGCCAUCACAAGGACUUAGAGCACUUUGGGAAUUGGGCAUUCCAAAUUGGGGAGAAAAGGGGAGAGAGAGAGAGAGAAAAAAGGAAGUUUGAAAGAAAUUUCAGGACUCUCCUUUUACAAUUUUCAGUUACAUUUACUGCACUUGAGCUGUGUCCAUAGCAUUCAACUCAAUUUCUGAUCUGUAUAACAACUGGCCAGUAAACAAAUAUGCUAUUGCACAUUAAUUAGAAAAUGUAAUCGGUACCAGCCUGUUUCAUUGGCUGUUUUCCAUUUUUUUUUUUUUUGUUAUGUGCUUUAUAAUGCUUGUGUACAUAUUGAAUUUUUAACCUAAACAUCAGAGUGUUUCUUAUUCUUUA